Molecule: messenger RNA, 1536 nt
Organism: Paracoccidioides brasiliensis Pb18
Exons: 2
Coding region: 1-1536 (511 amino acids)
Cellular component (GO): membrane
Molecular function (GO): signaling receptor activity
Source: RefSeq, a predicted model, not a curated record
AUGCCCUGUACGGGCCCGUCUGUCACCUUAGAGUCUUACGCGGACUCCAAACAAAGCUCCAAUGCGUCCGGCCUUGCAGUCCCCGAUGAACGUGCCAAUUUACUGCGCAACACACGGCGAAGACAUUCUUUUCAUACAUCUAGACGAUUAUCCUGUGAUUAUGAUGCAGAUGCUAUAUUCUUGCGGGUCGAAUUAUUUCUCACGGAAAUGGAGCGCCGGUUACAGUGGCUGGAGGAAUAUCGACAAUCGCACAUGACACACAUCGAUGCAAGGUUAAAACGAGGGUAUGCCGCCCUACUCUCUGUUCGGGAUUCCUGCUGCUAUGCUUCGGGAGAACUGAUGGGAAGCGGCAAACGACGGGCGAAGAUCCUGGUAGAGACUCUGGAGGAUCGUUACAAUGAGGUCCUGGCAACCAAGGAAACCUUCGAGCAAAAAGCUCAUGCCAGCAUGCGUCUGAUGGAGAAUUUCCUGGGUGAGCUCGAGCUGGCGGCCCAGUCAGUGCGCGAUCGGGGUCUAUACAGCACGUUGGAUGACGGAUGGCGUGCAGUAGAGCCUAGCCUUACGCACGCCCGUGAAGUAAUGGACGAAAGCCUAGCACAUGCGCGCGAAGUCAUGGAUGAAAGUAUCGAACACGCACGGGAAGCUCUACAGAAGAGAAUCGAACGUGCCAUCCAACUCGCCAAGGAACAACGUCUCAUUCACUACUCAGACCUUCCACACCCUUGGCGUGUCAACCCGCACAUCUUGCAGGGAUACCGUUUCACAACGUCCAAGAUCGAAUGCGUAACGUCCGUCUUCACGUUCUCCAAUGAGCUUUUCAACAUCUGGUCACACUUCAUUGGCCUGAUCAUCGUCCUAGCCAUUGCAUUCUACUUCUACCCCUCCAACCCAAAUUUCUCCGCCAGCACAACCACCGACGUCGCAAUUGCCGGCAUCUUCUUCCUCGCAGCCUGCAAAUGCCUCGUCUGCAGUACGCUAUGGCAUACAAUGAACGGCAUCGCGUCACAACCGCUCAUGGAAAGAUUCGCCUGCGUCGAUUAUACGGGCAUAUCGCUCCUCGUCGCCGCCUCCAUCGUCACGACAGAAUACACAGCGUUUUAUUGCGAACCAGUCUCCAGGUGGAUCUAUAUUGUCACAACGUCCACUUUAGGUAUCGCCGGUGUCAUUCUCCCCUGGCACCCUACCUUCAACCGUUCAGACAUGGCCUGGGCCCGUGUGGCCUUCUACGUAACCCUAGCAGCCACUGGCUUCGCUCCAAUCGCCCAACUGAGCCUGACAAGGAGUUUGGGAUGGUCUCUGUACUUCUACGCACCCUUGCUGAAAUCUCUCGGCGUGUACCUGCUUGGCGCAUUGGUGUAUGCCUCGCAAAUCCCCGAGCGCUGGCAUCCGGGCUUCUUCGACUACCUUGGCGGCAGCCACAAUAUUUGGCACGUUGCUGUGCUCGGCGGAAUUCUGUUUCAUUAUGGAGCUAUGCAGGAUCUAUUUACAGGAGCGUUUGUAAGGGCUGAGGGGGAGUGUCCGACUUUGGUGGUGUAG